This is a messenger RNA of Corylus avellana, 285 nucleotides long. RefSeq names its product protein RADIALIS-like 3. The record is from RefSeq and is a predicted model, not a curated record. NCBI's taxonomy places the organism in Eukaryota, Viridiplantae, Streptophyta, Magnoliopsida, Fagales, Betulaceae. Gene Ontology annotation, molecular function: DNA-binding transcription factor activity.
AUGGCUUCGGGAUCGACAUGGACACCCAAGCAGAACAAACUGUUCGAGAAUGCUCUGGCCAUAUACGACAAGGACACCCCCGACCGCUGGCACAAUCUAGCCAGGGCAGUGGGCGGAAAAUCCGUCGAGGAAGUGAAGAGGCAUUACGAGGCUCUUGUCGAAGAUCUCAUGCAGAUUGAGACUGGCCAAGUCCCCUUGCCCAAUUACAGAAAGCUUGGAGGCACCACCAAAGCUUACAAUUUCAUGGACGAAGAACAAAGGCUGAAGGGUUUGAGGCUCCAGUGA